Messenger RNA from Cuscuta epithymum, 2081 nucleotides. NCBI's taxonomy places the organism in Eukaryota, Viridiplantae, Streptophyta, Magnoliopsida, Solanales, Convolvulaceae. The record is from the annotation of a GenBank genome assembly.
CGCCUUCCGCUGCUGCCUGCUAAAAUUCUUCAAUCCCUUAUUCCUCAGGCCUCAGCCUUCUGGUGAAGAGUCUGCCAAUCAGCCUUCAGACUCUUCAGCCAAACAUGUCGAACCAGGUCUGGCAGAUCUUUGUCUUGAUUUAAAUGAAGUUGGGUUAAAGAGUGGGCCGUUUUAUUUCUGUAGCCAAACAUGAUCGACCGACACCCCUUUCCUAAUAAUCAGAUCCUUCAUCUUCUGAACUAAGAAAAUCCCAGUCUACCUCUGAAAUCAUUAUUCGAAAUAUAGGAGAUCAAAGCUUGCCCAUCAGUCUCAAUCUGAAAGUCAACAUAACCCGCCUCUACUAUCCACUCAGCCGCCAACACCAUCGUUCUCAGUUCUGCUUCUUCACUGGAGUCAGCUUGAAGAUGAAAAAACCUAGCAAAUAUCUGCGGAUUUCUAAGGAUAGCACCUCCCACGGCUUUCCCAGGAUUGAACUGCACAUGUAACUAUUAUCUCUAUCUGGGUUGAAGAUUAUUUUUGUCUGGAUGUGGACCCGUGUGAAACCAAACUAUAUAUUAAGAGAAGGCAGCUCGAUCAACCAACUGAGAAUUCUAUCCUUGCAGGUUGGAUAUUUUCGACAUUCUCAUUUCCAGACAAAGCCGCAAACUGGUUCUGAUGAUGUUUCACAUUCAGCAACAGAAUUUGCCAAAAGAAAGGUCCAAAGCAUCAUUGGGAUUUUCUGGGAUUUAGGUAACAACAAACCACCAAGAACGUUACCUCCUUUUGAGGCAGCUACAAAGAUAAGAAAGGCGGCAGAGCAGUUUGGAUUUGUUAGGUAUAUGAUAGCCUAUGCUAAUGAACAUGCACUCAGUUAUGUUCCACCUGCUGUAAAGAAGAAGAGGAAAGAAUGUAAAAUGUCAAAUGACUUGGAGUAUACCUGUAGGGUGUGUGGAAGGAGGUUUUAUGCUAACGAGAAGUUAAUAAACCAUUUUAAGCAAAUCCACGAGCGUGAGAAUAUGAAACGGGUCAAUCAGAUUGAGAGUGCAAGAGGGAGCAGGAGGGUGAACUUGGUGGCAAAAUACGCAACAAAGAUGCAUAAGUUUAAGAGUGCAUCUAGAGACAUUCUGUCACCAAAAGUUGGGUACGGUUUGGCGGAUGAGUUGAGACGCGCCGGAUUCUGGGUUAAGUGUGUUCCAAAUAAACCAGACGCUUCAGAUAUUGGUAUAAGGGACCAUUUGUUGGAUAUGAUGGACAAAAAGAUGGUAGACUGUGUGCUUCUUAUAUCUGAUGAUCUGAAUUUCGUGGAGGUUUUGGAGGAGGCAAAGUCGAGGUGUUUGAGGACGGUGGUCAUUAGUGAUGUCAGAGAAGGGGCUCUCAAGAGGACCGCUGAUGCUUCAUUUUCAUGGGAGGAGGUAGUGAUGGAGAAGGCCAAGAAAGAAGCUGUCGCAGUUGUGGGUCGGUGGAAGGACCGCGACAUGUUGAAAACAUUGGAAUGGACUUAUGAUCCAGAGAGACAGAAAAUACUAUUUAUUAUCUGACAUUGAUAGUGAGAACUGGUCUAAUGGGGAAAAUAGUGAUGAUCAUUUCCUGCAGAAGGAAGAUACUGGAGCAUGGUGGGAGCUGGACUCUUAGACUGCCAACAUGAACGGAUGACCGUCACAGUCAUUUCAAAGAUAUACUAGGCUCCGUUUUGUAGCCAUAAUCGGCUUAAUCUGAUUAUUCUAUACUAAAAUAAAUAGCUUCCAACUUACUUGGCUGAAAUGGAUGUGGUUGUUUCCAGAAGCUUUUCCUUUAAAAACAUCACCCGGUUAAAUUAUUUUAGCCACGCACAGACUUUACCCUAAAGGCCGUUGUACAUGAAGAAACUGAAGUGGCGGGCUAUUGAAACAUAUGGGGUCAUUGUGCAUGAGCUAAGACAAGUCCGUCUCACGAACAUAAUGUCUGUGAUGAUAAUGUUUCUGUUUGUGUUACAACAUGGUUGAUGAAAAGGUUGAGUUUUUCUAGCUAGAGUUCAGCAGGCUUGUUGUACUCACGGCCGGUCCUAGGGGGAGGGCAGCAGGGGCAACCGCCCUAGGCCCCAAAAAAGUAUAAAGAAAAUUAGG